UCAGAAGCCAAACUAGAAUAUUAUAUAUAAUGAAAAAUACACUCGGUUGCUAGAUAGAAUCAUUUAAGUGUUAACGAUUUACAGAGAUAGUAAACACACAACCAAUUAUCUCUUAACAUUUAUUCCUUAAAAUUGCGUGUGCUUACGAUCGACAGUUGCAAUUAAACUCGGUUAUACUCUCGCGAACCUUUUAACUAUCUACACAUAAAUUAUAUUGCAACUACUUGUACUCUGCUUGGAAGCUGAUAUACAUUUUAAAACAAAAAAACCUAUUUUUUUACCGUAAAGAGUAUAGAGAUUUUAAAACAAAACUACAGAUAUUUUCUUAUUACUGUUCGAAAAAAGUGUUCCUUUUUAUUUUCUCCAAGAAGUUUACCCUAAGAGCUCCUGUUAUCACCUGUUACCUUAAAACAUUUUUGUUGACACACAAUACGAAAUCAUGUCAUAAUGACAGUGUCAAUUUUAUAUGCGUAUAGAUUUUUUAAUACAUAAUUAUUUUUUAUAACUUUUUUAUUCUUUUAUUUGAUAUUAUCAAUAUCGAAGAUGUCUUCGGAUGUUUCAGAAGAAGAAGCAAAGACCGAAAUAAUUUUUGAGACUGUGGUCGAAGAGAGUUCCGAAGAACCUCCAAUGGAUGAAUGGUCUUCUCUCGUAAUGGAAGACGCUUCUGAAAAUCCCAAAAGGUUUUUGUAUGAACAAGGGCUUUACUCACCUGGAAGCGGGGAAAUAUGCGGCAAAUAUAUUUCUCAGUCCGACAGUUCGGUGUUGCGACAUCUCUAUUAUAACUAUCCCGCUGUACUUGAUCCUGGUAUCGAGAAAUCUCUUCUGGAACCUGAAGAAAAGGUCAUUUAUACAGACGAUGGUCAAAAUUUAUACAUGGCGUUGUGUAAAGAAAUGAAUCAAUGCCCUGUUCGCUCAUUUCAUAAAAAUUUACUUACUGACACGAUCGAUCUGAGAUAUUAUUGUAUUAAUCCCUAUGGGGUUCGAGCCAUGGCUAUGGCACUUCGCUAUAACAGAACUGUUACAACAUUAAUCUUGACUGAUAACUUCUUAAACGAUGACGCUUGCUUCCAUUUAAGUGAAAUGCUAACUACAAAUUCGACACUAAAGGAAUUGGUUUUGUCUGGUUGCAAAAUUGGUUCAAGUGGUGCCAAAAAUCUUUUUUCUGGAUUGCACCUCAACCGAGGCCUGAGAACUUUAAAUUUGAACCGAAAUGAUAUAAGAGAUGCCGGACUCGAACAUGUUGCUGCAGCAAAUUUUCGGGGCUUAGACCUAGAGAAGCUUUUAUUAAAGUACAAUGGGAUUUCUGGCAAAUCUGUUAAUAUCUUUUCAGAAACUCUAGAAACUUACAAUAAAUUUACACAUAUCGAUCUCUCCUGGAAUAAUCUUUUUGCCCCCGUUGUCGGGACAGUAAACCUUCUUAUGCUUCUAGCUCAAAGUAAAGUUUUACAGGAAUUAAAUUUAUCUUGGAAUUCUUUGUCUGGUCCGCGUAUUGGAACAGCUCUAAAACAAAUCUUGAGGGCCCCUAAGUUGAAUGUGUUAGAUCUAAGCAAUAAUAAAUUAUCAGGAGAAGCUAUUGAAAUUUUCAUUGGAUACUUGGGUAGGGCAAAGAAAUUAGUCACUCUUAAUUUAUCUUAUAAUCCUAUGACACCAGAAGACGCUUUAAAAGUGCUAAACAAAAUGAAAUUUAAUGCUGUGAAAGUUCAAAAUAUUUUAAUGGAAAAUGUAUUUGUCGAUGGAGAAUUUCUUUUAUUAUUAAAACAAAUAAAAAAUAUGAAAACAAGAAAAAAUACUGUUAUAACGUAUGGUGGUGUUGUAGGAGGAUUCGUACCUGAAGGGCCAGAUAUGAGGGAUUUAUUAUUGAAUCGCAUGGAAUUUUUAACGACGAGGGGCAAGAAACAGAAAGUGGAUAUUUCCCUCGUCGUUAUGCAGAUGGUUAAAGACAAUUACGACAUAAUGCCUGCGAAAGCAUUCCAGGAUGCUAUAGAAGCCACUGGGGCUCCUGUUGACAGUAAUUUAAUAGACGAAAUUAUUAACACUUUCCCAGGUCCGAAGACUCCUAAAACAAAAACAAUACGUUUAAAACUGCUAGUUGAUUAUAUUAAUCGAAAAUGGCCUCACAAAAAAUUGCCGCCUACUCCUCCGCCAGAGCCCGAGCCGGAACCUGAACCGGAACCGGAACCAGAACCCGAACCCAAGAAGAAGGGAAAGGGGAAGAAGAAAUAAAAAAUAUUUAUUUUUUAUAGCUAUUUACUAAAGUUAUUAGAUAUAUUUACAUAUUUUUGUAUCGUAUUUAUUUUUUAGUUUGUGAUUAUAUUUGUCAGUUUUAAUAAACAUCUACUUCCAAGU
Messenger RNA from Danaus plexippus (monarch butterfly), 2346 nucleotides. RefSeq names its product leucine-rich repeat-containing protein 74A-like. NCBI's taxonomy places the organism in Eukaryota, Metazoa, Arthropoda, Insecta, Lepidoptera, Nymphalidae. The record is from RefSeq and is a predicted model, not a curated record. Bases 544 to 2223 code for a protein of 559 amino acids. The transcript has a single exon. Gene Ontology annotation, molecular function: protein binding.